Molecule: messenger RNA, 174 nt
Organism: Fulvia fulva
Lineage: Eukaryota; Fungi; Ascomycota; Dothideomycetes; Mycosphaerellales; Mycosphaerellaceae
Exons: 2
Coding region: 1-174 (57 amino acids)
Source: RefSeq, a predicted model, not a curated record
AUGCAACCCUUCAAGUCAUCGAUGGUCUUCGCCCUCUGCCUCCUCCUUGGCAGCGUUGUGGCAGCACCUGUACAACUACAAGCAAGAGCCGAGGACCUCAACUACGACGUUUUGCCAGGCAAGCAAAAGAACCCCGAUCAGGUUCGGGACACCGAUGCUGGCAAUGCUUACUAG